CUCACACUUUCCCCAAACUCUCUAAACUCCUCUCUCAGAGUGUGACUGAUCCCCACCUCAGCCUGCAGCACCUCGCUUCUUGUGUUUCAGAAGGAUCGGAGACGCAGCUAUGACGCAGAGUAACGGCGAGACGCAGCGUUCUGGAAGCCGCAUGCAGCAGAUCCGAGACAGAAUGACGGCGCGAUCGGUACGAGCUCGGAACGCCGUGCAGAACCUCAAGGCUAAAGACGUCCAGUCCUGCUUCAGGAGAAACGCGUUUGUCAUCCUCACCAUCGCUGCUGUCAUCAUCGGUAUCAUCCUGGGAUUUGCACUGCGCCCCUAUAAGAUGACGUAUCGGCAGGUGAAGUACUUCUCGUUCCCUGGAGAGCUGUUAAUGCGCAUGCUGCAGAUGUUAGUGCUCCCCCUGUUGGUCUCGAGUCUAAUAACAGGUAUGGCGGCGUUGGACAGUCGAGCGUCGGGCAGGAUGGGUAUGCGAGCUGUGGUCUACUACACCACCACCACCGUCAUCGCCGUCUUCAUCGGGAUCGUCAUGGUGGUCGUCAUCCAGCCAGGAAAGGGCGGAGCCAAACCAGACACACUCUCACAGCAAAAUCUGGAGGAGGUGAACGCCGCUGACGCCUUCCUCGACCUAAUCAGAAACAUGUUCCCUCCAAACCUGGUACAGGCCUGUACACAACAGUUUAAGACCCAGACGGGGAAGCGCACGGUGACGGUGAGGGUGUCGGUGAACAGUACGCUGAACGCUUCCGGUGAGCCCGAGGUGCUGAACUUUGAGGAGGACAUCCCGGUCCUCGGGACGGUGAACAGCAUCAAUGCCCUGGGCCUGGUGGUCUUCUCCAUGGGCUUCGGCCUGAUCAUCGGCAGCAUGAAGGAGCAGGGACAGCCGCUCAGGGACUUCUUCGACUGUCUCAACGACGCCAUCAUGAGGCUCGUCGCCAUCAUCAUGUGGUACGCUCCUGUUGGCAUUCUCUUCCUGAUUGGAGGGAAGAUCCUGGAGAUGGAGGACCUGUCAGCGAUGGGCGGAGCUCUGGGCCUCUACACCAUCACUGUCAUCGUGGGCCUGCUCAUCCACGCCAUCCUCGUCCUGCCCACCAUCUACUUCCUGGUCACGCGCAAAAACCCCUUUGUGUUCAUUGGAGGCCUCCUGCAGGCACUCAUUACCGCACUGGGCACCUCCUCCAGCUCUGCCACUCUGCCCAUCACCUUCAAGUGCCUGGAGGAGAUUAACGGUGUGGAUAAGCGCGUGACGCGGUUCGUGCUGCCAGUUGGAGCCACCAUCAACAUGGACGGCACGGCGCUGUACGAGGCGCUCGCAGCCAUCUUCAUCGCUCAGGUCAACAAUAUGGACCUUAACUUCGGCCAGAUCCUUACUGUCAGCAUCACAGCGACGGCGGCGAGCAUCGGUGCAGCAGGGAUCCCCCAGGCCGGCCUGGUUACCAUGGUAAUAGUGCUCACCUCUGUAGGACUGCCCACUGAUGACAUCACUCUCAUCAUCGCAGUUGAUUGGUUCCUAGAUCGCUUGCGCACCACCACUAACGUCCUGGGUGACUCGAUCGGCGCCGGCGUGGUGGAGUUCCUGUCCCGUCACGAGCUCCGUGCGGCCGACGCCGAGCUCGGGGACUCUGUCCUUGAGGAGAGCGAGAGGGAGAAAGUGCCGUAUCUGCCCGUCUCUCAGGAGAACGAGUGCGAGACCAACGACAAAAUCCACAACCACGAAAGCAGGAUGUAGCUAAACGCGUUAAUGACUCUGAGACGACCACAAACCCUCACAGAGAAAAAAACACUUUUGCUUCAACACUGAUGCAUUGUGGGUAAUGUGGACUCGCCAUUUUGUCAGGAAUUGUGUUGUUUUGUUUGUUUUCUGAUCACUGAAGUACCACAGAUUAAACUGGACCAGCAUGCUAAUGUACAGCAUCACUUUACGUCACGCACAAUUAGCAAAGCUCUAACAUCGCUGUCGGGGCUGCGCUAACUGUUAGCCGACUAGCCGAUUGUGUCACUGCUCUCUCUCCUAUUCUCUUUGUCUCUUUCACACACACACACACACACACACACACACACAAAGGCUAAAGCAAGUCUCAGUAAAUUAGUUUUAUAUUUUUAGAAUUUUAAACAAAAAUAUUUUUGUAAUAGUAAAGUUAGUCACGUUGUAUUCUGA
Clarias gariepinus (North African catfish) is the source of this 2158-nucleotide messenger RNA. RefSeq names its product solute carrier family 1 member 3a (gene slc1a3a). Gene Ontology annotation, cellular component: plasma membrane. NCBI's taxonomy places the organism in Eukaryota, Metazoa, Chordata, Actinopteri, Siluriformes, Clariidae. The transcript has 10 exons. Gene Ontology annotation, biological process: L-glutamate import across plasma membrane; D-aspartate import across plasma membrane; L-aspartate import across plasma membrane. The record is from RefSeq and is a predicted model, not a curated record. Gene Ontology annotation, molecular function: L-glutamate transmembrane transporter activity; neutral L-amino acid transmembrane transporter activity; glutamate:sodium symporter activity. Bases 110 to 1729 code for a protein of 539 amino acids.